Molecule: messenger RNA, 594 nt
Organism: Gregarina niphandrodes
Lineage: Eukaryota; Apicomplexa; Conoidasida; Eugregarinorida; Gregarinidae
Product: thioredoxin
Exons: 1
Coding region: 1-594 (197 amino acids)
Source: RefSeq, a predicted model, not a curated record
AUGGGCUUCCUAUGUUUCGGAAACAUAUGCUUGGGCAAUCUGUUUCAGUUGUUGUUGUUUGCGUUCUUUGGCUACCGAUUGGUGACAGGCUACUUACAACAUUCAUCUGAGUCAUCUGCUGUUGAGGAGUUUCGUGGGAAUGAUGCGAAACGACGUCGUGCGGAACAGGUAGGUGCUGUAUCACCUAAGGAGGAUGUGUCGCAAUUGCCGGGUCUGAAGAGUGUUAUUGAACGUUAUGCGACGAGCGGACCAUCUUUUCUAAAACGAGACCAAGAUCGUUACAUACUGAUUAAGUUCUCAGCAACAUGGUGUGGUCCUUGUAGACAAGUUGCACCCUUCGUUGAUCUACUACGCUACUGCUAUAAGUUCCUCCUUGUAAAUGUAGACAUCGACUCAGCCGCACCGGAACUUAAACGGGUCGCCACGGCGGUACCGACAUUCGUCCUUCUGAAACUACAAAAAAAUGAUGGACCCGUUUCUGGUCUCGACUUUCUCGGCAUGAAAGUUGUUAGCAAACUCACCGGAGGCAGCCCCGGACCUGUCGAGAAUCUACUACGCACCCACUGCACCAAGUUCGAAAAACUACCAAUGUAG